UGGGAGGAAUCAGACAUGGCUGGAAUCCUAGCGAUAGCUCUCAUUACUUUUGUGGUGGUCGUAAUAACACAGCUCUUUAUCAAAUACAUCAAGUUAAAGUAUGCAUACCGAGGUCUUCCCGAACCUACUUACGACAAAUACUGGAUACUCGGACAUUUACCUCAUUUUCAAGGAGGGGUUUAUGACCAGUAUAUACUGAAUAAGAUGAUUGAAUGGAUGGGAAAAUAUCGCCACCUCUUUGUCCUCUGGGUAGGACCAACUGUUGUGUGGGUGGAAGUCCAUCACCCAGAGUCUGUGAAAAAGAUACUGGUCACAGCAGAUCCCAAGGCAGUCGGAUAUGGCCAAGUAUACAGACAUGGAAUUCCGUGGCUGGGAGAAGGACUUUUGAUUGCAGGGGGUGCCAAAUGGAAACGUUCAAGACGUCUGCUCACCCCUGCCUUCCAUUUUGACAUCUUGAAACCAUAUCUCAAGAUCUACAAGUCGUGUGCAGAUCUCUUGGUGAGAAACAUAACGACUGAGUCAGACAAAGGCGAGAGUGUGGAGAUUUUCAGCUUGGUCAGUUCUUGUACCUUAGACAUCAUACUCAGAUGUGCUUUCUCAUACGAGACAGAUUGUCAAAACAUCGGUCAAAAGAGAAACCCCUAUAUCCAAGCUGUGAAUGAUUUAACAUGGGAAUGGACACGUAGAAAUUGUUCUCCAUGGCUUUACACAGAUUUUGUAUAUUUUUUGACAAAAGGAGGAAAGAAAUUUAAGAGAGAUUGUGAUUUUGUGCACAAUGUGGCAGAGGGCGUUAUUGAGAAACGUCGCCAAGCUCUAAAAAAUGAAGAAGUUUCAUCAAAGAAAUACCUGGACUUUCUAGACAUUCUAUUGACUGCCAAAGAUGAGGAUGGUAACGGUAUGUCAAAUGAAGAUAUACGCACUGAAGUGGACACAUUCCUGUUUGAAGGACAUGAUACUACAGCUAGUGCCAUCUCUUGGAUCCUGUAUUCCUUGGCAGAACACCCAGAUCACCAGAGGAAAUGUCAGGAGGAAAUUGACAGGGUGGUCAGUGAAACCAAGUCCGGAGAACUCGAAUGGAAAGACCUAGAGAGAUUGGAGUACCUUACACGGUGUAUUAAAGAAGGAAUGCGGCUACACACACCUGUCCCUAUGAUUCUAAGAAACAAUCAGUCUACAAUCACUGUGGAUAAUCAAGCCAUCCCAGCUGGAAGUACGAUAGUCAUCAAUAUUUACAGUUUACACCACAAUGCUGAAGUCUGGGGAGAGGACCACAUGAAAUUUAAACCUGAAAGAUUCACAAAAGAAAAUAUGGAAAAGAGAGACUCGUUUGCAUUUUGUCCAUUUUCUGCUGGUCCAAGAAACUGUAUAGGACAAAAUUUUGCCAUGAGCGAGGAAAAGAUAGUUUUAGCAACGCUUCUUCAGAGGUUUACGUUUACAUUGGAUGAAACGCACAUCGUUGAAAAGCAGGUGUUAGCAGUUAUGCGGGCUAAGAAUGGCAUUAAGCUUUUUGCUAUCCCAAGGUGAACAAUGUUUUCAUUGUCAGGCUCAAUUCUAAAGAUCAACUGGGCAGUUGGACAUGCAGCCGAAAUUUUUUUCUUAUGAAAAUGAACCUCGAUCAGUUUAACUUAGAGCAAUAAAUGUGUGAAAGAAAGAGAUACAAAAUAACGUUAUAAAUAUAUCCUGAAACAAUAAAAAAUGUCAUAAAAGAU
Molecule: messenger RNA, 1709 nt
Organism: Saccostrea cuccullata (small rock oyster)
Lineage: Eukaryota; Metazoa; Mollusca; Bivalvia; Ostreida; Ostreidae
Product: ultra-long-chain fatty acid omega-hydroxylase-like
Exons: 11
Coding region: 16-1524 (502 amino acids)
Molecular function (GO): oxidoreductase activity, acting on paired donors, with incorporation or reduction of molecular oxygen; iron ion binding; heme binding
Source: RefSeq, a predicted model, not a curated record